Messenger RNA from Plodia interpunctella (Indianmeal moth), 1762 nucleotides. RefSeq lists its product as uncharacterized. Lineage: Eukaryota; Metazoa; Arthropoda; Insecta; Lepidoptera; Pyralidae. Gene Ontology annotation, cellular component: preribosome, large subunit precursor; Las1 complex. Gene Ontology annotation, biological process: maturation of 5.8S rRNA; maturation of LSU-rRNA. The record is from RefSeq and is a predicted model, not a curated record. Bases 155 to 1732 code for a protein of 525 amino acids. The transcript has 2 exons. Gene Ontology annotation, molecular function: endonuclease activity.
AUAUCGUUUAAAAAUUGCUCAAACUAAAGAUGAACUAAAGUCCAAACAUAACCUAAUUUGAAUAGAAAGACGGCGGGCGAAACACCUAAUUAAUACAAUUUGUUUUGUAUCUUCAUGCAUUAAUUAGGCCUGAUUUUUCUCUUACAUUCUUAAAAUGACUGAUUACAACGUGGUACCAUGGUACGACAGCAAGGAAUGGCUUGAAGUGUACAGUAAAAUUUACAAUGAGAAUAACCAACAAGAGGCUCUUAACAUGUUGCUAAUUUGGAAAGCGAGGUGCCCUUCGCUUCCAUCAGGCAUAGAAUCAACUUUGACUUUAUUGGAAGUAAGUUCCCAUGAUCAGAAAAUUUGUGAUGAUAUUACAAAAGAUCAAUUCAUACGUCUGGCGUACUCAUCAGCCAUAAUGCGUUUUGUUAAUCACAUGUUAGAUACACAAACUGCUAAAGGGUCAAGUUUAUAUAAUGCAGCAAAACAAUUAGGAGUUCCCGACUGGAUCAUAGAUAUGAGACAUGACACUGCCCACAGCAAUAAUUUACCAUCCAUAGAUUUACUGAGAGAAGCAGCAGCUAUUUGUUUAAAAUGGCUUCAGGAAAAUUAUUGGGAUAAAUAUAGAGAAUGUAUACAGGAUUACACAACAUCUGCAUAUACUUUGGGAGAUGGGAAUGGAGACACAACUAAAAUUAUAGCAUUACUAAAUUUUUGUUUAUCUCUUAGUAUAUGUAUGCACUCUAAAAUCAAAAAGUUGUCUGAUAUAUCAGAUGUUACUAUGAGAGAAUCUAUAGUUAAUGACACCAGAGAUUUAUUUGGAGAUCAAAUUGAUUUAUCAAAUUUGAAAACUAUUUCUAUUAUGUCCUUAGUAAAUGCAUUGAACGGACAAUGUAAAAAUCUUUUGCAAGGUAAAAACAAAGCAACUCAAGUUACAAAGGUCUUAUUGGGAGAAGAUUCCUUGUUUCUUUCCUUAGAACUAUUACAUUACUUGAAUGAACAUGAUUUCCCUCGCAAGAAAAUAUUGAGUGCAGACUAUAUUCAAUGUUUUGAACUCUUGUUGACAUUUCUUCAUUCAAAUGACUUGAUUUUCGAGUUUAUACUAGAAUUGGUCCAUAUAACACAAAAUGGAGAAGACAAAGAAAAGUGUCUUUUAUCAGCACUUUGGCUAGCAGAAAUACUUAAGGCCUUAAAAAAGUCUAAGGAGUUUAUUAAUAAGAUGAAUAGGAUAAAUACAAAAGACAUGCAGUCCAGAAAAAGAAAAGAGUUAAUAUCUUUAUAUCAUCAUUGGUUUCCAAAUGAUAGGUUAAAUGGCCUAUUGCUAGAUCUUCUGAAGUCUGCUCCUAGUGCCUUGACUAAUAUUAACUUUGUACAAUCUAUUAUAUCAUCCUACAAUCCAUUUCUGACUUGUUUUGUGGCAGAUCUUUUAAAUUUAGUUGAACCACAUUUGCCGAACCCAGUGAAAGAUAAAGUGUGCAAGUUGGCCAAUAUGAUUUCAUCACCUGAAAAACUCCCAAGUGCACCAGCAAAAAUUUACACCGUUGAAGACUUAAAAUGUAGCAAUAUGGAAGCUGGUCAUUGUUCUAUGGAAGUAGAAGAUGAAUUUAAUGAUGUUGAAUGUAAAAACAAUGAAGACAUAUUUAAUCCCAUAAAUGCACAAGGAAGUUGGGUUUUAUCAUCAGUUGCUUUUGAUUGGUCUGCAGUUCCUAUUGGAUGUUUCAUUCAGAACUUGAAUAAUUCAAAGUAAUAUCCAUUCAAAAUAAAACCAUCAAAUUUA